AGGCCAACUGUGACGACUCUACACAAGACAUCAAGGCGGACCAGGAUUGGAGCAGAAGUCCAGACACCUAGCUUAAAUGGAGUCAGAAAGAACCACUAGUCAAGGCAUACAAGAAAGAAACUUAAUAAGAGUGUGAGCAGCUGCAUAGUACACACAGCCUUGGAGAAAGAAGCCCCUCAAUGGAACAUGAUGGAACUUUGAGUGAGUACAAAAGUAGAGACAUGAGCUUAAGGACUUGAUUUAUGAGAUCUGACAUCAACUUAAACCACACAGCAUGGAAACUAAGAUGAAGACCAGAAGAAGCCUUUCCAAAGCACUUUCACAAUUAUAAUUCAACAAUCAACUGUUUAGAUCUGAUUUUCCCAGUAAAAUAUAAACUCUGGGAAGACAGGAACUUUGCCUGCCUUCUUCAAUUUGAUCACUUCAUCACCUAAACAAAGCAUACAGACUUCUAUUUGGUUGGUUAUUAAUUAAUUAAUAAUCAAUAUUUGACAAAUUUUGCGUUCACAUGGCAAAAGUCAAUACCAUAGCCCCUCAUCAGUCCUCUACAGUUGGUUGUAAAUAAUUCUGCUUAUAUUACCUACAGAGUAAACAUUAUAGCAUUAUCACUCCAGAAUCCUUUGUUUCUAUGGUUUCCAGAUGUUUCCAAUGUCUAGAUGUUCCAGCUGCCCAUCUCUGAGAAAUCCAGCUGUGUCUCACAAUGGAUGCCACAGCCUGUAAUGAAUCAGUGGAUGGCUCACCCGUCUUCUAUCUAUUGGGCAUCCCCUCUCUGCCAGAGACCUUCUUCCUCCCUGUGUUUUUUAUUUUCCUCCUCUUCUACCUUCUCAUCCUGAUGGGUAAUGCCCUGAUCCUGGUGGCCGUGGUGGCAGAGCCCAGCCUCCACAAGCCCAUGUACUUCUUUCUGAUCAAUCUCUCCACCUUGGACAUCCUUUUCACCACAACCACUGUCCCCAAGAUGCUGUCCUUAUUCUUGCUUGGGGACCGCUUCCUCAGCUUUUCUUCCUGCUUACUGCAGAUGUACCUCUUCCAAAGUUUUACAUGUUCAGAAGCCUUCAUCCUGGUGGUCAUGGCCUAUGACCGCUAUGUGGCUAUCUGCCACCCACUGCACUACCCUGUCCUCAUGAACCCACAGACCAAUGCUACCUUGGCAGCCAGUGCCUGGCUAACUGCCCUCCUCCUGCCCAUCCCAGCAGUAGUAAGGACCUCCCAGAUGGCAUAUAACAGCAUUGCCUACAUCUACCACUGCUUCUGUGAUCAUCUGGCUGUGGUCCAGGCCUCCUGCUCUGACACCACCCCCCAGACCCUCAUGGGCUUCUGCAUCGCCAUGGUGGUGUCCUUCCUCCCCCUUCUCCUGGUGCUUCUCUCCUAUGUCCACAUCCUGGCCUCAGUGCUUCGCAUCAGUUCCCUAGAAGGACGGGCAAAAGCCUUCUCCACCUGCAGCUCCCACCUUCUGGUCGUGGGCACCUACUACUCAUCUAUUGCCAUAGCCUACGUGGCCUACAGGGCUGACCUGCCCCUUGACUUCCAUAUCAUGGGCAAUGUGGUAUAUGCCAUUCUCACACCAAUUCUCAACCCCCUCAUUUACACGCUGAGAAACAGGGAUGUAAAGGCAGCCAUCACCAAAAUCAUGUCUCAAGACCCAGGCUGUGACAGGAGCAUUUGACCUUUAAAUGCAGCUAACUCUGCUUCCAGGACACCAAAUAACAGUGCUUAGCACAGAGAAAGGACUCAAUACAUGAUAAUGAAAUAAUGUUAAUUUUUAUUGGAAUCUUAAGUUGUUGUAUAAAAUUUUACUACUUAGUAAUUCAAGAAACCUUUACUAAAAUAAAAAAAAAAUCUUCAUGGCAAAAAAUUCUUAAAAGCAAAGUCAAAAAACAAAUAAAAAACGUAUCACAGGGAAAGGCAAAUAUUCAUAUUAUACAAAGAAUGUAGAAGAUUGAAAUAAACAUUUCAAUAAAAACAUGGGCAAAAUAUAUGUGUAGACAAAUAAAAAAAAAUGCAGUGGCCUUUAAAUAAUGAGUAUUUACUAUAUAAAAAGAAUACGAAUUUAAAUUGUGCUGAAAUGUUAUUUUUCACUUAAUCAGAUUAGCAGAUUAGCAAAAAUCCAAUAUUUUGACAAUAUGCAUGUAGAAAAACAGAACUUUUAUAACUUGCUUGUGAGGAUGCAAACUGGUAUAACACUACCGCAAUACCUACCAAAAUUACAUAUGCAUUUACCCUUUGACUCAGCAGUAUCACUUCUAGGGAUCUAUCCCGAGGAGUCACCAUCAAUCAUUCAUUAGGUUACGUAUUCAUCACUAUACAGGGAACUGAUUGAAUAAACCAUAAAAAUGCAUGAUGCAGUAAUAAAAAGGAAAUAAGGAAGCUCUCUACUGAUAUGAUAUCAUCUCUAGGAUAUGUGUUAAGUGAAAAAAAGCAAGCUGCAGAAAAGUGUUUUUGUAAGAAAGGAGAUAGUUUGCUUAAAAUUUCAGGAAAAAACUAGAGGGAAAAUGUGAACUCAUAAAGAUGGUUAUCUAUAAGGAGAGGCAAGGAACAGGAAGGAGAGGACCAGAAUGGAAGCAAGUCUAGACAUAUGUAAUUAUUUUUACAUAGUUCAAAGAAAUCAGAAAGAAAAACCCCACAAUUCCCUCAAUUUAAAAUAAACAGAAGCACUUGACCCUGGCUGUCUCUCAAGUUAGUGGCAUGACCACAAAGAAAAUUACUGUAAGUGACUUUUACACAAUGUUUUGACUAUACAUCCUAAAAGGGAUGUAUUAAAAGGACAAGAAAAAUCACAUCUUAAACUACAUUGAGGAGUUUUUGUUGUUGUUGUUGUUUGUCUGUUCUGAGAAGAGGCCUUGCUCUGUCACCCAGGCUGGAGUGCAGUGGCGCUAUCUCGGCUCAUUGCAGCCUUGACCGCUAGGGCUCAAGUGAUCCUCCCACCUCAGCUCCCUGAGUAGCUGGGACCACAGGCACAUGCACCACUACCCCCAGCUAGAGUAGUUUUAAAAACAUGAAUAUUAUAGUUUUACUUCUUUAAUAUAUAUUAGAUAAAUUAUAUGUUCGUAUAACCAAAACCAUUUUUAUCAUUUUAUUUUACCAUGCAUGGUUUUAUAUUUACAGAGAGUUUCAAAGAUAGUAUGAGAGUUCCCAUAUAUCCUUCACCUAACUUCCUCUGUGUCAACAUCUUACAUAACCAUGAUACAUUUAUCAAAAGUAAGAAGUUAACAUUUGUAAAAUACGUACUAUUAAUUAUACUAGAGACUUUAUUCAAAUUUCUCCAGUUUUUCCAGUAAUGUCUUCUUUCCAUUCCAGGAUCCAAUCAGAAUGCCACAUUGCAUUUUAUUAUAUCUUCUUAGUUGCCUGACAUUUUAUUGGUCUUUCCUUAUCUUUCAUGACCUUGACACUUUUGAAGAGUCAAUAGUAAAUUUAAAUGCAUAUGGCUAAGUGAAAGAAGCCAAUCUAAAAAGGUUACAUAAUGUAUGAUUUUAACUGUAUGACAUUCUGGAAAAGGCAAAACUAUGAAGACAGUAAAGAGCUCAGGGGCUGCCAGGGAGACUAGGAGAAGGGAGGGAUUAAUAGGCAGAACACGGAGGGCUUUUAGGACAGUGAAACUAUUCUGUAUGAUACUAUAAUGGUGGAUACAUGUUAUAUAUUUGUCAAGACUCAUAGAAUGUACUACACCAAGUGUAUACUAUGGGCUUUGGGUCAUAAUGAUGUGUCAAUGUAGGCUUGAAUGUAACAAAUGUAACCACUCUGGUGGGGGAUGUCAUUCUAACAGGUAUGUAGUGGUAUCUUAUUGUGGUUGUAAUUUAAUUUAAUUACAUUUCCCUAUGACUAAUUGUGUUGACCAUCUUUCAUGUGCUCAUUUUCUAUCCAUAUAUCUUUUUUGGUGAAGUCUGUCCAGAUCUUUUGCCUGCUUUUUAAUCCAGGUUGUUUGUUUUCAUACCAUUGAAUUUCAAGUGUUCUUUGUAUAUUCUAGGUACAAAUUCAUUAUUAGAUAUUUGAUAUACAAGUAGUUUCCCCAGUCAAUGACUAGCCUUUGAAUUCGCUUACAGUGUCUUUUGCAGAGCAGAGGUUUUCAAUUUUGAUAAAGCCUAACUUAUCAUUUUUCCCUUAUGGAUUAUGCUGUUUGAUAACAUAUCUAAAUACUCAUCACCAAACCAAAGGUCAUGCAGAUUUUGCCCUAUAGAAAACGAAGUUUCUAGAAGUUUUCUAUUUUUGAUUUCAUUCUAUGAACAAUUUUGAGUUAAUUCUUGGGUAAGGUGUGAGGUUUAGGUUGAGAUUCUUUUUUUGUGUGCAUAUGAACAUACAAUCAUUCCAGCACCAUUUGUUAUAAACCAUUCUUUAUCUAUCAAAUUGCCUUUACACUUUUGUCAAAUAUCAGUUGAUUAUAUUUGUGUGUAUCUAUUUGUGGGCUCUCUAUUCUGUUCCACUGAUAUAUAUGUCUAUCCUUUACCGAUACCACACGGUCUUGAAUACUGUAGCUUUAUAGUCAAUGUUGAAAUUCCAUAAUGUGACUCCUCUGACUUUAUUAAUUUUUUUGCAGUUGUUUGGUUAUUCUAGUUCCUUUGCUUUUUGAUAUAAAUUUUAGAACCAAGUUACUGGGAUUUGGGGAGGGGAGGGACUAUGUUAAAUCUAUAGAUUAAAUUUGGGACAGUUGUCAUUUUAACAAUGUCGAGUCUUCCAUUCCAUGAAUAUAAUAUAUCUCUCCAUUUACUUAGCUCUUUAAUUUUAUUCAUUACAAACUGCAUUCCUGGGAUGAACCCCAUUUGGUUGUGACAUGUUUUGCCCUUUAUAUAUUACUAGAUUUGACUUGUGAAUAUUUUGUUCAGGAUUUUUGCAUCAAUAUUUAUGAGAGAUACCAGAGUGUAGUUUUCUUGUAAUUUCUUUGUCUGGUUUGGUAUUAGAUAAAUGCUGGCCUCAUAAAAUGAAUUAGGAAGCUUUCCCGUCUCUUCUACAUUCUCAAAAACAUUGUAUAGAAUUGGUGCUAUUUCUUCCUUAAAUAUUUGGUAGAAUUUGCCUGUAAAAUUUCCAGGGCCUGGAAUUUUCUUUCAGGAAGUUUUUAACUACAAAAUUAACUAUUUAAUAGAUAUAGAAAUUUUUCCAUUAUCUAUUUCUUUUUGAAUGAACUUUAUAAUUUCUGCCUUUUAAGAAAUUUGUCCAUUUUGUCCAAAUUUUAGAAUUUAUAAACAUAGAGUUGUUUGUACUGUUCCCUUAUUAUCCUUUUAAUGUCUGUGAUGUCUCCUCUUUCAUUCCUAAUAUUGGCAAUUUGUGUUUUCUGUGAUUUUUUCUUGGUCAGUUUAGCUAUAGGUUUACCAAUUUACUGAUUUUUCAAAGAAUCAGCAUUUAGUUUGUUUCUUCUCAUUUUCCUGUUUUCAAUUUUAUUGAUUCUUCCUCUAAUCUUUAUAUUUUUUUUCCUUCUACAUACUUUGGGUUUAAUUUGAUCAUUUUUCUAAUUUCCUGACAUGGGAGAUUAGAUCAUUGAUACGAGACUUUUAUUUUUCAAUGUAAGCAUUGAAGUCUGUACAUUUCCCAAUAGCUCCUGCAUUAGCAACUUCACACGAAUUUUAAUAUGUUGCAUUUUUAUUUUCAUUUUAUUCCAAAUGUAUUUUAAAUUUCCCCUAAAACAUCCUAAUUGACCCAUGCUUAUUUCAAAGUGUUUUUAUUUAAUUUCAGAAUAUUUGGAAGAUUUUCCCAAUCACUUUCUGUUACUCCUGUCUAGUUUAAUUCCCUUAUGGUUCAAGAAUAUGCUUUGUAUGAUUACUAUUGUUUAAAAAGCUUUUCUAUUCUUUUAAAUUUUUUUAAUGGCCUAUUCUUUUAAAUUUUUUAGUGGCCUAAAAUAUGACCUACCUUGGUGAAUGUUCUGUGCACCCUUGGAAGUGUAUUCUGCUAUUAUGUGGAGUGUUCUAUAAAUGUCAAUUAGGUCUAGUUGUUUGAUAGUGCUGUUUAGACCUUCUAUAUCUUAACUGAUUUUCUAUCUGCUUGAUCAAUUCCUGAAAGGGAAAUAUUAAAGUUUCUAACAAUAAUUAUGGAUUUGUCCAUUUCUCCCUUCAAUUUCACCAGUUUGUAAGAAAAUUUCCACUUUUUAGAUUCAGGGGGUACACAUGCAGGUUUGUGACAUGGGUACAUUUCAUGAUGCUGAGGUUUGGGAUAUGAAUGAUCCCGUCACCCAGAUAGUGAGCAUAGUACGCAGCAGGUAGUUUUACAAACCUCGCUACCCUCCCUCCACCCUCUAUUAGUCCCCAGUGUCUAUUGUUGCCAUCUUUAUGAGCAUAAGUACCCAAUGUUUAGCUCCCACUUAUAAGUGAGAACAUGCAGUACAUGGUUUUCUGAUCCUGUGUUAAUUCGCUUAGGAUAAUGGGCUCCAGCUGCAUCCAUGAUUUCAUUCUUUUUUAUGGCUAUGUAGCAUUUCAUGCUGUAUAUGGACCAAUUUUCUCCUUUUUUUUUCUUUUUUUUUUUUUGAGACGGAGUUUCGCCUUGUUGCCCAGGCUGGAGUGCAAUGGCACGAUCUCAGCUCACCACAGCCUCCGCCUCCCAGGUUCAAGUGAUUCUCCUGCCUCAGCCUCCCAAGUAGCUGGGAUUACAGGCAUGUGCCACCAUGCCCAGCUAAUUUUGUAGUUUUAGUAAAGACGGGGUUUCUCUGUGUUGGUCAGGCUGGUCUCGAACUCCUGAACUCAGGUGAUCCACCAGCCUCGGCCUCCCAAAGUGCUGGGAUUACAGGCGUGAGACACUGCGCCUGGCCAUAUUUGGACCAAUUUUCUUUACCCAGCCCACCGCUGAUGGGCACCUAGGUUGAAUCCAUGUUUUUACUAUUGUGAAUACUAAUGCAAUGAACAUAUGAGUGCAUGUGUCUUUUGAUAGAAUAACGUAUUUUCUUUUGGAUAUAUACCCAGUAAUGAGAUUGCUGGGUCAAAUGAUAGCUCUAUUUUAUGUUCUUUGAGAAAUUGCCAAACCACUUUCCACAGUGGCUGAACUAAUUUACAUUCUCACCAACAGUGUAUAAGCAUUCCAUUUUCUCUACAGCCUGGUCAGCACCUGUUCUUCUUUGACUUUAAUGAUAGCCAUUCUGACUGGUAUGAGAUAAUAUCUCAUGGUUUUGAUUUGCACUUCUCUGAUGAUUAGUGAUGUUGAGCAUUUUUUCAUGUCUGUUGGCUGCUUAUAUGUCUUCUUUUUAGAAGUGUCUGUUUAUGUGUUUUGCCCACUUUUUAAUGGUAUUAUUUGGUUUUUGCUUAUUGAAUUAAGUUCCUUAUAGAUUCUGAAUACUAGACCUUUGUCAGAUACAUAGUUUGCAAAUAUUCUCUUUCUUUUCUUUCUUUUCCUUCUCUCUCCCCACCCCUCCCCCACCCUCCUUUUUUGAGACAGUCUUAUUCUGUCGCCCAGGCUGGAAGGCAGUGGCGUGAUCUCAGUUCACUGCAACCUUGACCUCCUGGGCCUAAGCAAUCUUCCCACCCCAGCCUCCCGAGUAGCUGGAGCUACAGGCAUGUGCCACCACACCUGGCUAAUUUUUAAAUUUCUGUAGAGACAGGUUCUCUCUAUGUUGCCCAAGUGUCUCAAACUCCUGAGCUCAAGGGAUCCUUCCACCUCCGCCUCCCAAAGUUCUGGGAUUACAGGCGUGAGUCACUGCACCCGGCAGUUUACAAAUAUUUUCUCCCAUUCUGUAGGUUGUCUGUUUACUCUUUUGAUAGUUUCUUUCGCUGUGCAGAAACUGUUUAGUUUAAUUAGGUUCCACUUGUCAAUUUUCGUUUUUGUUGCAGUUGUUUUUCAGGACUUAGUCAUAAAUUCUUUCCCAAGGCCAAUAUUUAGAAUGGUGUUUCCUAGGUUUUCUUCUAGGAUUCUUAUACUUUGAGAUCUUUACAUUUAAAUCUUUAAUCUAUCUUGAGUUAAUUUUUGUUUAUGGUGAAAGGUAGGGGUGCAGUUUCAUUCUUCUGCAUAUGGCUAGCCAGCUAUCCUAGCACUAUUUAUUUAUUUAUUUAUUUAUUUUAUUAUACUUUAAGUUUUAGGGUACAUGUGCAAAACGUGCAGGUUUGUUACAUAUGUAUACGUGUGCCAUGUUGGUGUGCUGCACCCACUAACUCAUCAUUUACAUUAGAUAUAUCUCCUAAUGCUAUCCCUCCCCACUCCCCCACCCCAGCACUAUUUAUUGAAGAGGGAGUCCUUUUCCCAUACUUAUUUUUGCUGACUUUUUUGAAGAUCAUAUGGCUGUAGGUAUGCAGCUUUAUUUCUGGGUUCUGUAUUCUGUUCCAUUGGUCUAUGUGUCUGUUCUUAUGCCAAUAUCAUGCUGUUUUGAUUACUGUAGCCUUAGAGUUUCAAGUCAGGUAAUGUGAUGCCUCCAGCUUUGUUCUUUUUGCUUAGGAUUGCUUUGGCUAUUUGGGCUCUUUUUUGGUUCCAUGUGAAUUUAAGAAUAGCUUUUUUUCUAAUUCUGUGAAAAAAAUGAUGUUGGUAGUUUGAGAGGAAUAGCAUUCAAUCUGUAUAUUGCUGUGGGCAGUAUGGUCAUUUUAGUGUUGUUGAUUCUUCCAAUUCAUGAGCAUGGAAUGUUUGUCCAUUUCUUUGUUUCAUCUAUAGUUUUUUCAGCAAUGUUUUGAGUUCUUCUUGUAGAGAUCUUUCACCUCUUUGGUUAGGUGUAUUCCUAGGUUUCUUGUGCUUGUGUGUGGCUAUUAUAAAUGGGAUUGUGUAUUUAAA
Homo sapiens (human) is the source of this 8661-nucleotide messenger RNA. It is a transcript of the gene OR2AT4, whose product is annotated as olfactory receptor family 2 subfamily AT member 4. Gene Ontology annotation, biological process: detection of chemical stimulus involved in sensory perception of smell; G protein-coupled receptor signaling pathway. Lineage: Eukaryota; Metazoa; Chordata; Mammalia; Primates; Hominidae. Bases 701 to 1663 code for a protein of 320 amino acids. The record is from RefSeq and is marked validated. Gene Ontology annotation, cellular component: membrane; plasma membrane. Gene Ontology annotation, molecular function: G protein-coupled receptor activity; olfactory receptor activity. The transcript has 2 exons.